AUGCGUAUUAGCGAGCAACGUUAUGUACCAAAAAAAAAAGUCCGGGAGCCUUAUUCUAAACAAGAGUUGGUCGGUAGAGGUGCUUAUGGUUCUGUUUAUAAAGGUAUAAAUAACGACACAAACCAAGUUGUAGCCAUAAAAGUGCUAAAUUUGGAUACUGAAGAAGACGAUGUUGGAGACAUUAUAAAAGAAAUAAAUUUGCUUUCAUUACUUAAUAGUGAGUCGCAAAACAUUACUAGAUAUUAUGGAAGUUUUCUUCAUGGUACAAAAUUAUGGAUUAUUAUGGAAUAUGCAGCUGGUGGGAGCAUUAGGACUUUGUUGAAAGCUGGUGCAAUAGAAGAAAAAUAUAUAUCUAUUAUUACGAGAGAAGUUUUACUAGCAAUAAGUUAUUUGCAUAGGUGUAAAAUUAUUCAUCGGGAUAUAAAGGCGGCAAACAUUUUGCUAACGGCCGAAGGAAAAGUACAACUUUGCGAUUUUGGUGUCGCUGGACAGUUGACUGCCUCAAAUGCAAAACGCACUUCAUAUUGGAUGGCGCCUGAAGUUAUCACUGAAGGGGCUGCAUAUGAUACUAAGGCAGAUAUAUGGUCUUUAGGUAUUACUGUAUACGAAAUCACAACCGGUAACCCGCCGUAUCAUGACCAAAGCGCAAUGAGAGCUAUUCAACUUAUUCCUAAGAAUAGGCCAGCUACACUUGAAGGUCCUUAUUCUCCACCGUUAAAAGAGUUUGUAGCUAUUUGUCUUAACGAAAUAUCUGAAGACCGUCCAACGGCUGAUGAUUUAAUGAAAAAUAAAUUCAUAAAAAGUUCCUCAAAGAAUUCUAUUGGAAUAUUACGUGAUCUCAUUGCGCGAUUUGAACAAUGGAAACAGGCAACCGGUUAUCGUCAAUCAUUUUCAGAUCCGUACGGAACUCCAUCAAGUGAAAGUGAUUCCUACGACUUUGAAGAUGGUCAAAAAGAAGAUGAGGAUGCUUGGGUAUUUGAUACAACGCAAACUAUUGUAACACAUCGCAAAUCGCGUUCUUUAGGGUCAUUACACAAUGAUGGCUCGGAUCAAUUAUCUCCCGUUAUCGAAGAUGAGGAGCAUGUAUUAUCGAUAGAUAAUAAACUUAAAUCUCAGGAGAAUGAAGAUGUAGAUCGGACUGUUUUACCCAGAGACAAUACCAUUAGAUAUGGUCGAAUUAUUUCUGAUGGACUUCUAUCUCCCCCUACUCAAAUGUUUCACCGAAAAUAUUCAGAGUCUCAUCAUCCAUUGCUUCAACUUUUUCAGAAUGAAGAAAAAACUCAAAUGGACAAUAUGUCAAAAGAAUCUUCUCCAGCAAGUAGUUUUCGUAAUCCUACAAUAUCUAUACCACCUAUGAAUAUAAUGUCUGCGAUGCCGAGCGUAGAAGACUCACCUUCGCGUAUAAUAUUCGAUAAUUUGCAUUCUCAGCAUAUUAAUACGAAAUUAAAAGAUGAUGGAUCCGAAAACAAUUCUUUGGACGGAAAAUUGAAAUCGUCUUUAUAUGCAUCUGAUUUAUCUACUACCACUGAUUCCUCAUUCACCCGAAUCGACACAUCGACUCCAAUUGAGAUUGUUAUUCCCACUGAUAAUUCACAAACGACAAAUUCAUCUCAAAAAAUAAUUCCGUCUUCUCAACCAGAACCUAAUGGCCUUUUAUCGCCUACUGCCAUGUCAAAUCCAAAACAUAUUCCGAAAAGAGAAGAAAGUGGCUACUUUUCAAUUAAUCACGGACAACAAUUAAACGAUUCAACGGGAAAUAAAACGUCUAAUUCCUCAGCUCAUGAUAAUAAUAGUUUAGGAGGAUUGUUAACACCCCCACUAAUAGGCCAUAUGAUUUCUAAAUCAACCAGUGAGGUACUUAAUGUUAAUCAUUCAUUUUCAUCGUCAUUCGGAAAAUUGAACCAUGUUAAACAUAAUCCUACAAGACAUGGAAGUUACGACAAUCAAAUGGACCCAUCCAUAGGAUUUCCACUUCAUAAGCCAAAUAGUCAAGGAAAAAUUUAUCCUCCACAACCAGCACGUCGUGUAAGAUCUGCAACGACGUUAAAUCAAACGAAUGAGUUUAGACAUAUGCACAAAGAUAGUAAGGGCAAUGAUAUAGAGAUAAGCAAUAAAUUCAGUGGUAAUUUAGGAGUAGGCAUACCCAGUCAGCGAAGUGGCAGUGUGCAUCGACCCUCAAAGUCCAAACCCGGACUUACCGAGGAUAAUACCUCAUCUUCACAUUUGCUACCACCAUCCCCAUCUACCUCUAAAUUCCUCAAUAAUUCAGCUUUACCUUCUCAAGGAUCACCUACGCGGCAAAUAAUUACAAAUCAAUCAUCAAUAAUAUUAAAUACAGGACCCGAACUUCGUCCAUUAAAGAUGGAUAAUUAUCGUGGUACUAGUGAAGUUUAUGAGGAUUUAACAAAAACUACAGAUGAUCUUUUACAGUGGAUGACACUUUUAGAAGCUG
This is a messenger RNA of Scutellospora calospora, 2452 nucleotides long. Lineage: Eukaryota; Fungi; Glomeromycota; Glomeromycetes; Diversisporales; Gigasporaceae. The record is from the annotation of a GenBank genome assembly.